Molecule: messenger RNA, 339 nt
Organism: Paracoccidioides brasiliensis Pb18
Exons: 2
Coding region: 1-339 (112 amino acids)
Source: RefSeq, a predicted model, not a curated record
AUGAGUCGGAUUCCGGGAUGCUGUGUGUAUGCAGCACUGCGCCAUUCCCCUCUGUCAAGCUACUUGAAAUAUGGUCAGUAUUUUGGACGACAUACGCAUGUAAAUAUCCUCAAUACUUCCCUCCCCGGAGGUAGCGGGCUGGUGAACGAGUUGCGGAAAUAUUUCACGAUGCAUGCCAGUUUGACCGUGAAAUACUGCGUGACGAAGAAACUGACAAUGGCUUGGCCGAUUGAUCUCGACAAUGAGGGCGAGGACAGUGACGACGAUGACAGCGAUCAGCUAGAGAAUGAACCACUGGAGUCCGUAGUUGUUGCAGACUACGGAAUGGUGGAGCAAUAG